UGAAAAGAAAAAGAUAGAAGGAAAGCUUCGUCUUUUCAUCCCAAAAGCAGAGUCGAACGGGGAGCGCGCGCACCUCCACUACCUCCAAUGGCGGAUCCCUCCCCUCGUACCCCACCGGACAGAGACUCCGGCGGCUGCCUCAAAAACGCCGUCGACGCCGGGCUCUUCUCCGGCGCGCACACUCCGAGCGAGGACCCCGGCGGCGACUCAGCCAGCUCCGACGCGGCCGGCGAGUCGCCUCGGUGGACCGGCGUGGCGACGAGCUUCAGGCUGUUCUCGGAGUCGAUGCUGAGGAUGGAGCUCGCCGAGGUGGAGAUGGCGAAGGCCAGGGAGGCGCUGAGGCUGGAGGCGGAGCGGAGGCGCGCGGAGCUGGAGGGCGAGAUGACUCGGAUGCUGCUGCAGACGCAGCUGCAGAUCGCGACGGUCGUCGCGGGGAAGAGCCAGAGCGGCGGUAGGAAGCGGAAGCGGGCCGAGGACGAGGACAGGGCAUCGGCCUCCACCAGGGAAGGAGCUCUCUUGCUCAGCUUGCUUCACUGUAAUCUGCUCUUCUGAAGUUGGGUAGAUGCAGGCAAUUAGAAGGAAGUGUUCUUCAGUUGCUACUUUUGUUCUCGUCAGCCGUCUGUGAUAAUCUACAAGGUUGACUUGAAAAAAAAACAAGUGGAAAAGGAUGUAACUUGAAGCUUAGUUCAUGUACAUGUACAUGUCAAUGUCCCGAAAA
Molecule: messenger RNA, 718 nt
Organism: Rhodamnia argentea
Lineage: Eukaryota; Viridiplantae; Streptophyta; Magnoliopsida; Myrtales; Myrtaceae
Exons: 2
Coding region: 88-552 (154 amino acids)
Source: RefSeq, a predicted model, not a curated record